GCGCGGCGCAGGCGGCGCGACAACCGGGAAGGUUCCUUUUCCGAGUGGCUGUUUGGGCUUGAGUGAGGAUGGCGGCGGGGGAGGUGAAGUCGGUGCUUUUCGUAUGCCUAGGAAACAUUUGUCGCUCUCCAAUAGCUGAAGCAGUUUUUAGAAAACUUGUAACUGAUGAAAAAGUUGAAAAUCAGUGGAGGAUAGACAGUGCAGCAACAUCUACCUAUGAAAUAGGAAGCCCUCCUGACUAUCGAGGACAGAAUUGCAUGAAGAAGCAUGGCAUUACCAUGAAUCAUAUUGCCAGGCAGGUUACUAAAGAUGAUUUCCAGACCUUUGAUUAUAUACUUUGUAUGGAUGAGAGCAAUCUAAGAGAUCUGAAAAGGAAAAGCAACCAAGUUAAAGACUGCAAGGCCAAAAUUGAACUGCUUGGAACUUAUGAUCCACAGAAACAACUUAUCAUUGAAGACCCAUACUAUGGGAGUGAAAAGGACUUUGAAACUGUUUAUGAGCAGUGUGUUAGAUGCUGUAAGGCAUUUUUGGAGAAGUCUCAUUAAUUCUUCAUCGUUGUAUUUCUGAAAGAAAAUAAUUGGCUUCUGAAAUCUGUAAGAUUUACUGGAUUGUUGUAUUUAAAUGCUAAAAGUAUGUCUCAAUAGGCUGAAAAACUUCUUCAGUUCAAUUUUAUAUAUUUCAGCUUUUCUGUCACAUAAUUUAAAAAUGUGGAAAAGAUUUAACUGGAUUAGAUGAUCGACUAUUUUGUCACAAUUCAGUGUAAUAAUAAAGUAUAUGAUUCAGAAUAAACUUAACUGUAAACUUUUCCAGUGCUUUCUCACAAGCACUGCAAAAGUAAUGUCUUGCUUCUUUAUGUGCUAUACUAACUGAAGUCUUUUCAUUGUACCCUUAGUGAGUCUACUUAAAUCAGUUUGCAGUGGGAAUCUAUGAGAUAGUAGUUCGUGUAUGAAAACUUGGGCAUGCUAGUAUCAUUAUACUCUAUUUCAUACUCAGCCUGCUAGGCUAAAAGAACCAUCUGCCUCCAGACAGACAUUGCUCUUAGCACUAUUUCAAAGCUUAAGAAAGCAGAACUUCUCUGUGUGUCAGAAGGAGCCUGUGAAAAUGAUGUUUCAUAUCAGUUCAAAUGCUCAGUGAUUCAAAAAAUAAAUAAUUUUUGUUCCAGUA
Messenger RNA from Colius striatus (speckled mousebird), 1164 nucleotides. It is a transcript of the gene ACP1, whose product is annotated as acid phosphatase 1. Gene Ontology annotation, molecular function: acid phosphatase activity; non-membrane spanning protein tyrosine phosphatase activity. Bases 69 to 545 code for a protein of 158 amino acids. The record is from RefSeq and is a predicted model, not a curated record. Gene Ontology annotation, cellular component: cytoplasm. The transcript has 6 exons. Lineage: Eukaryota; Metazoa; Chordata; Aves; Coliiformes; Coliidae. Gene Ontology annotation, biological process: protein dephosphorylation.